Messenger RNA from Desarmillaria tabescens, 627 nucleotides. Its product is annotated as small monomeric GTPase. Gene Ontology annotation, cellular component: cytoplasm; Golgi apparatus. Lineage: Eukaryota; Fungi; Basidiomycota; Agaricomycetes; Agaricales; Physalacriaceae. The record is from RefSeq and is a predicted model, not a curated record. Bases 1 to 627 code for a protein of 208 amino acids. The transcript is spliced from 6 exons. Gene Ontology annotation, molecular function: GTPase activity; GTP binding. Gene Ontology annotation, biological process: vesicle-mediated transport; intracellular protein transport.
AUGGGCCUCUCAAUAUCGUCUCUUUUCAAUUCUCUCUCGUCCCUCGUACGCUGGAGCAAAGACCAGGAUGUCCGGAUACUCAUGCUAGGCUUGGACUCUGCUGGCAAGACUACAAUACUUUAUCGUCUGCAGGUCAUUUUAUCCCUUCAAUUCAUGGCCGCAGUCCAUUCAUGUUGCUCCACAGAUUGGCGAAGUCGUUUCAACGAUACCAAUCGAAAUGAAGCAAUCGGCUUCAAUGUCGAGACCGUGCAGUAUAAAAACAUCAAAUUCCAGGUGUGGGACUUAGGGGGACAAUCAAGUAUACGGCCAUAUUGGCGCUGCUACUUCCCUAAUACCUCGGCAAUAAUAUAUGUCAUUGACUCCGCCGACCAUUCGCGCUUGACAACAUCACGGACGGAGCUGUUGACUAUGCUGUCGGAGGAGGAACUGAAGGGUGUUCCUCUCCUGGUUUUCUGCAACAAGCAGGAUGUUGAAGGUGCCCUGAAGCCUGAGGAUAUAAGCGAGCAGCUAGGCCUGGCUGGAGGAGAAAAGUCACGACCGUGGAGUGUGCGAGGAAGCUGUGCAACAAAGGGGGAGGGUCUGGAGGAUGGCUUGGACUGGCUGGUUAAUGUCAUUCAAAAGAAGUGA